Messenger RNA from Arctia plantaginis, 1071 nucleotides. NCBI's taxonomy places the organism in Eukaryota, Metazoa, Arthropoda, Insecta, Lepidoptera, Erebidae. The record is from the annotation of a GenBank genome assembly.
AUGGGUGAAUUGUCUACUGAACGAUUCAGAGUUCAUCGUCUUGGCCUCCGUGGCGCCGAUCGCCUCCGCCUCAAUGGUUCCGUGAUUCUCUGGGACGUGAGGGAUCUAAAUCAGAAGGAGCACAAAACGUUGCGUGUGAACAUCGAGUUCGACCAUGCGUCGCACGUUGCCUGGAGCCCGGACUCAAAGGCAUUUAUUGUGCAUACUGUACGUGAGAAUCAUGUCAUAGUCUACAAGAUAGAGAAGAAAAAGGACGGCGCCAUAGCGUCAGCAGCACCGGUCAUCACGUUCGACAAGGUACAUGAAGGCGAUGUAAUAGGCUUCGACAUCUCUAGCAAUGGCAAAUUUAUGAUGUCAUGUUCGUCAAAUAACGACAUGGUUAUAUGGGAUCUCAAAGGUCAACAACUAAACAGGCUCGAUACAUAUCUGAUGACGACACACACGGCAAAAAUAUCACCCUGUGGCCGCUUUGUUGUGGCGACAGGUUUUGCACCCGACGUAAAAGUGAUGGAGGUGUGUUUCACAAAGAACGGGGAAUUUAAACAAAUAACAAAGGCGUAUGAGUUGACCGGUCACUCUUCGGGUGUGUACGACGUAGCCUUCGAUGUCGACACGUCACACAUCGCCACAAUAUCGAAGGAUGGCACGUGGAAGCUAUAUCACACAAAGAUUGAAUACACCCGCGGUGAAUCUCCGCAUGUGUUGGAAACGGGUACAUACACGCAGACUGGUAACGCUCCGCACAUAGCUCUCUCACCAAACGCAGAAGUCCUAGCUGUCUCCGUCGAUUCCUCCGUAGAAUUCUACGACACGUACACCGGGAAGCUGUAUGACACCGUUGAAAAUGUUUAUUCUGGUCUUAUCAACUACAUGAAGUUUGAUGCAAGCAACAAUUAUUUGUUCGUGUGUGGUGACCGCGCCGUGAGAGUCCUGCACAAUGUUUGCGGUUACCAAACCACUAUAGAUAGUUGCACAAGACUUCUGAGCUCCAAGCAAACUUCGGCCACUAUGGAGCGACUGAAUAAAACCAUCAAAGAGUGCAAAGAAACUCUCGCCAAGUUCGGCAAAUAG